CCCCAAUCACCAGAAUGUCUUCGUCUAAUUUGAAUACGAAUAGGUGGGAAACAAACAAAGCAUCUUGGGAUUUCUGCUUGCAUGCCUUACUACCAGCUAUGGAAAUCAAAUGCAGCUAUGGAAAUCAAAUGCGGGCAAGACAACCUAAUGACUAUCGUUCAAAGAGACUCAAAAACAAACAAGAAUACAAGAAUCUCUGGGAUGAGAUUAACUGCUUGAAGAGAACAUGAGAACAUGAGUCAGAAGGUCAUGGGUUCUAAUCCUGGCACCGCCACUUGUCUGCUGUGUGACCUUGGGAGGUAGUCAUUGAAGUGGAAAAUUCAGCGGUGCCUCCGGACUCCAGCACUCCAGAGAUUUUUUAGACAAAGAGGGUGGGGCUUAUGGAUCUAGAAGGGAAUUCAGGUGUCUAUCAAUGACUACACUGUGGCCGCUAAAUCAAGAAAGCAAACAGCUGCUCUGCUCAUCGACUCAAGGCACACGUUGGGGCACAAAGCCAGAGCUUCAGGAUGGGAACUAAUGUGCAUCCUCAGAAGGAGCAAUGCUUUCGAGGACCUCAUGAACUCUAUUUCAAGACGCUGUCAAAACAAAAAAAAGUGAUGGAGAAGAAUGGAAACAACCGAAAGCUUCGUGUUUGUGUUGCUACUUGUAACCGAGCUGAUUACUCAAAACUUGCACCUAUCAUGUUUGGCAUUAAAGCAGAACCACAAUUCUUUGAACUUGAUGUCGUGGUACUUGGCUCUCACCUAAUUGAUGACUAUGGAAACACCUACCGCAUGAUUGAACAAGAUGACUUUGACAUAAAUACAAGACUGCACACCAUAGUUAGGGGUGAAGAUGAGGCUGCCAUGGUGGAGUCGGUAGGCCUCGCAUUAGUAAAGCUGCCAGAUGUCCUCAAUCGUCUAAAACCCGACAUAAUGAUUGUACAUGGAGAUAGGUUUGAUGCACUGGCCCUGGCCACAUCUGCUGCCUUGAUGAAUAUUCGAAUUCUUCAUAUUGAAGGUGGAGAAGUAAGCGGGACCAUAGAUGACUCUAUCAGACAUGCUAUAACCAAGCUGGCGCAUUAUCACGUGUGUUGCACUCGAAGUGCAGAGCAGCACCUGAUCUCUAUGUGUGAGGACCAUGAUCGCAUCCUGCUAGCAGGCUGUCCCUCCUAUGAUAAACUUCUCUCAGCUAAAAAUAAGGACUACAUGGGCAUUAUUCAUAUGUGGUUGGGUGACGAUGUAAAAGCAAAAGAUUAUAUAGUUGCACUACAGCAUCCCGUGACUACUGACAUUAAACAUUCCAUAAAAAUGUUUGAAUUGACAUUGGAUGCCCUUAUCUCAUUUAACAAGAGGACACUGGUUCUGUUCCCAAAUAUUGAUGCAGGGAGCAAGGAGAUGGUUCGAGUGAUGCGGAAGAAAGGCAUUGAACAUCAUCCCAAUUUUCGAGCAGUUAAACAUGUUCCAUUUGACCAGUUCAUACAACUAGUGGCUCAUGCUGGAUGUAUGAUUGGUAAUAGCAGCUGUGGUGUGCGGGAGGUGGGAGCUUUUGGUACCCCCGUAAUCAACCUGGGAACACGUCAGAUAGGAAGAGAAACAGGUGAAAAUGUUCUUCAUGUUCGGGAUGCUGAUACCCAAGACAAAAUACUGCAAGCUCUUCACCUUCAAUUUGGCAAACAGUAUCCAUGUUCAAAGAUAUAUGGAGAUGGGAAUUCUGUUCCAAGGAUUCUGAAGUUCCUUAAAUCUAUCGAUCUCCAAGAGCCUCUGCAAAAGAAGUUCUGCUUUCCCCCUGUUAAGGAGAGCAUCUCUCAAGACAUUGACCACAUUUUGGAAACCCAAAGUGCCUUGGCUGUUGAUCUAGGUGGAACAAACCUCCGCGUUGCCAUAGUCAGUUCAAAGGGUGAAAUAGUUAAGAAGUAUACUCAGUUCAAUCCUAAAACAUUUGAAGAUAGAAUAAAAUUAAUCCUUCAGAUGUGUGUGGAGGCUGCAGGAGAAGGUGUAAAGCUAAACUGCAGAAUUUUGGGAGUAGGUAUUUCCACAGGUGGACGUGUAAAUCCUCGUGAAGGAAUUGUGCUUCAUUCUACGAAGCUUAUUCAGGAGUGGAGCUCUGUGGAUCUGAGAACCCCAAUUUCAGAUACUUUGCAUCUCCCCGUCUGGGUGGACAAUGAUGGUAACUGUGCCGCCUUGGCGGAGAGGAAAUUUGGUCAAGGAAAAGGACUGGAAAACUUUGUGACCCUGAUUACUGGCACAGGAAUUGGUGGUGGAAUCAUUCAUCAGCAUGAGUUGAUCCACGGCAGUUCAUUUUGUGCUGCUGAACUCGGGCACUUGGUGGUGUCAUUGGAUGGACCAGAUUGCUCAUGUGGGAAUCAUGGGUGUAUCGAAGCAUAUGCCUCUGGAAUGGCCUUGCAACGGGAAGCUAAAAAACUACAUGACGAAGACCUGCUAUUAGUGGAAGGAAUGUCAGUGAAAAAGGAAGAAGCUGUCAGUGCUCUUCAUCUCAUCCAGGCAGCUAAACUGGGCAACGCAAAAGCCGAAAGUAUCCUCAGAACAGCAGGGACAGCUCUGGGCCUUGGUAUUGUGAAUAUCCUGCACACCAUGAACCCCUCCCUCGUCAUCCUUUCUGGAGUCUUAGCAAGCCAUUAUGUUAACACUGUCAAAGAUGUGAUUCGCCAACAGGCACUGUUCUCUGUUCAGACAGUGGAUGUGGUGGUCUCGGACUUGGUGGACCCUGCCUUACUUGGAGCUGCUAGCAUGGUUUUAGAUUAUACUACACGCAGAAUAUACUAGGGAUUUCAUUUGCGUAAUUACUAAAUAGGUUGGUUGGUUUUAAUGCAUGGUUUUUUGAUUCAUCUUUUGAUAAUCUAUCUUCUGUUUUACAAAAGCAAAUGAUAUAUCUCCUUUAGCUAGCUUGGUUAGCCAGAGGUACCUUUUUGUCCCCUUUUUAGAAGCCUCAAAUUUGCAGCUGAUGCUGGAAUAAGUAUUCAUCGACAUGGCUUUUUUUUCUUAGUAGUUACGCACCUCCAAAGUUCUUAGUGACCACAUUUCUCUAUGCCUGAGACAUUUAGGUGAUGGAUUGGGUUAUCCUGGACCUCCUGAAGAAACUCACUGCUAGCUAGAUACAUGCCCACCUUUGAGGAGGGUACACUUCCAUGUGUAAGCGUAUGUAUACAUGCACCCCCCCUCACCCCCCCCCCCAUUAACUUCUGCACAUCACCUGGGCUGUGUGCAAGAUAAGACUUCAUCCUUGAAGUCAACUCUUGAACCGUCAAAUUCCUGGCAUAAUGUUGUGAAAUUCUCUUUUCUUAUCGUAUUUUAUUUUUGAAAGAAGUUUUCCAAGUUACUGUUCAGAAGACAAACUGGCAAAUGUCAGUUUAUACUUCUGGGGCAUGUGAUUGGCUGGAGGAGGAGCAGUGUCUGAGGACACUUUGAAGGGAAGCAGGCUUGGUCCUCCAGGCUGAAGAGCAAUUUUGAUGAUGUGGAAAUUGUCAAGCAGAAAGGGGAGCUUAUGUGAAGCGUGGGGAGUUAGAUCCAGGAUUGUCCCUUUCCCCUCUUUUCCCCCUGCUGGCAAAGGACUACCUGUGUAAGAUAAUGCCAAAUUACAGUUGAAUGUGGAGUCAACGAUGCAAAGUGAAACCUAACUUAUCUCAAGUAAGAUAGGACAAAAGAACCAAAUCUGGUUCAGUGGCAGUGUCUACCCUUUUCAGCACUACCGUAGCACUUAUCUUCUUGUGUAGAUUUGGAUCCUUGUGCAUUAUCUGUUGCACCAUUCAGCGUUUUGUGUUUUUUCCUUUGAGAAGUCCUGCUCUGCAGCUAGAUGUGAUGAAAAAGUGUUAUGCUGAUGGCAUAUCCCAUGUGGAUGAAACACAAAUUAUAGAGAUGACUGCUUAAGGAGCUAGACUGUAUUGUAUGACUAAGACACAGAAUUAGUGUCUUGAAGCACAACUUCUGUAGCACUUGGACUAUAAGGAAAUCUUUACUUGUAUUGCAAGAAACUGUAGGUCAUCUGCAAAGAGCAGUGUGUGUGUAUGUGUGUGUGUGUGUGCGUGUAUGUAUGCAUGCAUGCAUGUAUGUAUGUGAUAAAUUCUCUCUAAAUCAAUGAUUCAAGCUUCCUGAAAAUGUUAGCCUGUUGGAUCUCAGGUCUAUUUACCUACUUGUUUCAGACGAAUCUGGCAGAGAGUCAUAGUGAGGCAGUCACAUGACCUUGCCCUCAGCUUCUUCCCAGAAGCCCAUGACUAGCUGUUGGGACCAGUAGUUUCUGAAAAUGAGUUGCCUGCCCUUUUAGGAUCUUGCCACUGGCCAAAAAGUAACCCCUGUACCCUGUUUCUUGAGUGCAAUAAUUUUAGGGCUUGCCAUUUCUCCUACUCUUCCCACUCUUGGCCAACUUCUGAUUAAGUGUUAAUAAGUAGUAGUUGAUGUAAGGAGUAUCUUGUGUUUAUAGAGUGUUGGUCUUAAGACAUGGUGGCGGGUAAACUUUUCAUUGGAAAAACUAGACUAGUUUAAUGGGUACAAGCAGUCCUCAGACUUACAACACAAUUGGUUCUUGAAAACUUAGCCUGAAGUUGGAACUGCUUUUCUCACAAGAACAAUCUCAUAAUUGGAGGAUUGGUUGCCGAACCAAGGUCAGAUACCCAGUUUUUUGUUUUUAAAUCCAAAUUGCCGAGUUACAUAUUCAACCAGAGAUGAGUAAUACGGCUACAUUAUUUAGUUGAAUUAGGUUUCACUCUAGGAUAGCUGACUUUUACUUCAUUGAAAGUAAAAUGGACAUGUUGGCCUUCCCUGGUGAUGCUCUCAGCUUAUAAAAUUAUAUAUCAGCUUAUAAAACUUUCUCUCUUCCUUAUGGCUCCUGGGCAGCCCCAGGGCUAGUGCCAUGCUGGAGACUAGUGUUAAGUCAAAACUGCUGUGCGUUGUAAAGCUUAGAGUGUAUUUAUUUAGAAACAUUCUAUAUGAAGUAGAGGCUCUUUGUAACUUGUAAUGUCUUAAGUUGAGGACUGCUUGGAUUCUCUUUUGAACCAGCACUUGCACUGUGUGUUGUAUCAAUCUUGUUUUUGUACCAAAUCACCUUUAUUCAGUCCUCUUUAUCAAGCCAACUUUCAGCUUUAGACAGAUGCCGUACUAGAUGUGUUCUAUUGUAUGUAGGUUAACUUAGGCAAAAUCGAGAUGGCCACAAUUAUAACAAUCAAAUCAGUGUUAGUCAACUCCACUAUCAGCUUAUAUCCUAACAAAGGAAUAGUGUGUCACAUUUGAACUGGGCUGCUUAAUUUUAAUGAAGUCCAGAAGGUAUGUAUGUUGUCCAAAGGGCAACCCUUUUACUGAAAUGUUUUGGUCAUCACAUCCUACAGCAUUAUCCUGGGAUGGAAGACCAUCAAACAGGUGCUUUUAGGCAAGGCAGCAAAAGUGAGACCAUCCACCGUUACCAUAUUUACUUACAAAAGCUGCCCCACUUUUUUUUUUCUUCCAAAAACUCUGCAUCACCAACAGAGCUGGGGCUAAUAGCUGGGGGGUGGGGGGUGGGGUCAAAGAAGAGUUAAGUAUAGCAAUAUGGAGAGCAGCUAUUGCACUCUUCCACGUGCUGCAUCACAUAUUCAUGCACACACACUCUCUCACGCACACACACUUCUCUUCCUACCUGGAGUUUGCAGGCACUACUCAAACUCCCCUUCCCCACUGUGAGCUCGCUGUGCUGCAUUAUAUUCUGAGCCUUCUUGUCUUCCUAUCCCUGUGCACUAUGACUGCUCACAAUUACAUAUGAAAAAUCUUUUCAAAAACUGGGGUGGAGGUACUCAUCUAAGCAAAUGUGGUAUUUCACUGUUAUGAAAAGCCUCAAUGCCUGCAUAUGCCAAUUAAGUGGGCAGGGACAAUGUCUACUCACUGUUAGUGUACUCUCCUAAGCACUUAGUACAGUGUUGUGCACACUGAGUGCUCAAAUGAUUGAUUUAGAGUUAGUAUGCCAAGUGUGUUUACUAAAGAUGCAAUAUUCAGCCUAAGAAUUCUGAAUGGUCUUCAUGAAUUUAUAAGGCUAGAAUUGACUUUUGUCUUCCUUCUUAAAUGGCUACAUUUAAGAAUGUUUUCUUUCCAAUGUCUUCAAGGCCUUUUCAUUUGUGAAUCUCCCACCAACUCUACAGAAUGUAAACUAGAGCAACUCCAAGCUCUUCACUUGUGGCUCUGGCUUAUGGUAUACAGCACUUUUUGUGCUGGAGUAGGAUAGCCAGACAUUACAUCGGCUCUCUUGCCUUCUACUUCAGAAUGUUGUUUUAAUCUAGCACUUCUAGUAUUACUCCGUUGUGCUAGAAAAUCGUUAGAAGUCUGAGAGCCGUUUCCAGCAGUCUGGCUGGCAAAACAUCAACCAUGACCAAGGGGCAUGGAGUUGUAUUCUGAAACCAACCUGGUAUGUUAUUUAAUAGUGAGAUGAAUUAUGUAAUAGCCGCUUUUUACUAGAGUUGGUCAAGCCUUAGUUCAGUGCCCUGCACACAGUACUCAAAUGCCAUUUGAUGAUGAAACUGUAGCUGAAUAAUCAAACAACUGAGGGCAAGUCCAGUCAAAAUCUCUCACUCCAGGAGUAAGGUACAAGAUUGUAAGCUCCUAGAGAGCACAGAUGUCUACCAACUGUAUUGUAUCAUACUCUUCAAUGCACUUCAGUCCUCACAUACCAUUGAUUAAAGCUAAAACACAAUCUAUAAAGCCAUUCCCUAUUGUAGUAAUUUGCUGGGCUGUAUUCUUAAACAGGCUUGAGUGUUCAAGAGCCAAGUCAAAUAAAAGCAUGUCAGGAUGUCCAACAGGUGGCUGCAAAAGUACAGAUUGUAGUCACUCAUUGGGCUUCACAUGGUACUCAGCAGAUUUAGAGUUAGUUAUGCAGCUUGAUAUUGAUUAAACUUAGUUGCUUUAACUAAUGAUGAGAUCACUCUGCAUCUUUUACCUAAUUACUAUACCCUACACUUAGACUCUUCUCCCCCAACCACUUCCAAGCCUACACAACACCACAGCAUCCCUGGAUGUUAAGUUUCCUUUACGAUAAAAUCCAUCUUGACCAGUAUCCUUUGUAAUGUUGUGUGAAUUAGGUCUGAUUUCUUUACCCAUGGAUUGUAUGGUCGAUACUUGUUAUAAAUUCUCUGAUAUUUAAAACCAUUAAACAUACUUUUUGAAUACUUUAA
This is a messenger RNA of Ornithorhynchus anatinus (platypus), 7126 nucleotides long. It is a transcript of the gene GNE, whose product is annotated as glucosamine (UDP-N-acetyl)-2-epimerase/N-acetylmannosamine kinase. Lineage: Eukaryota; Metazoa; Chordata; Mammalia; Monotremata; Ornithorhynchidae. Bases 507 to 2765 code for a protein of 752 amino acids. Gene Ontology annotation, biological process: UDP-N-acetylglucosamine metabolic process. Gene Ontology annotation, molecular function: hydrolase activity, hydrolyzing O-glycosyl compounds; UDP-N-acetylglucosamine 2-epimerase activity; N-acylmannosamine kinase activity. The transcript is spliced from 15 exons. The record is from RefSeq and is a predicted model, not a curated record.